CAUUGGUCCCUAACCUCAAAUUAAACAACUGAUUGGAUAAGGAUAGUGAAAGGGUGACAUUCAAAAAUUUACAGUUUAAUUUUAUAUUUACGUAAAAUAUUAGUGCCUGAACAACUAGAACUGGUUGAAAAAAUGUAAUGUAUAAACUAAAUUAGAUUUGGAGAUAAACAAUAACUUGACUGGAUUGCUAAUAUAAUGUAAUUUUUAACUGUUGUGUUACAUAUCAUAGUACAGGUAAUACAUUUUAUUUAUUUAAGGAUGUCAGAAGAAAAAAAGAUUUUAUCAGACACGCCGAGGUCGGAAAGACUGUCAUAUAACACAAAAGCAACCCUAUUCCUGACCUCAGUGGGUGGUGCUGCAGCAUUGGCAGCAUUCGGUGCUACCCUGAUGUCAGUCAGGCGAGAAGAUGCAGCAGCCUUUGACAAAGGGAUGGUGAGCACAAGAGAGAUUCCGGAGUCAGGUGUACAGCUGGCGACCCGGGCUCUCAAGUGGGGUUCCUUUUAUGCUGUGUGCGGAGUUGCCGCCAUAAGCGCAGGCAUCUGGUUUCUCUCUGGAGCAUCGAAUAUGGCUGAAUUCAAGGAAAAAAUGGGUUCAAUACUUCCAAGGAUACCUAGAAAUAAUCCUCCUCAGAGCAGAACAGAGUUUGAAGGACUUUCUGAUCUAAUGAACUAUUUAGCAACCGAUUUUUCAAGGAAAACCCCACAAGAUAAAAGUGAUAGUUAAAUAUUUUGCAAACUAAUUUAGCAAGAAAAAAAUUACCUCACAAUAUUCUGUAUUCAUUGUUGUUAAACCAUGUAAUGUUCACGCAAACAGUGAACUUGUUUAAUGGUACCACAAUGCCAAUAAAUUAUAAUGUCUUA
Molecule: messenger RNA, 860 nt
Organism: Homalodisca vitripennis (glassy-winged sharpshooter)
Lineage: Eukaryota; Metazoa; Arthropoda; Insecta; Hemiptera; Cicadellidae
Product: transmembrane protein 242
Exons: 3
Coding region: 259-723 (154 amino acids)
Source: RefSeq, a predicted model, not a curated record